GUCCGAGACGGGACGGGGGCCUGGCCUUGGCAAUAACGCGCCGUGUUGCGCGCGAGGAGGGCGACCUAGGACUGCCCGUCGCGGCUUGAGACGCGCGCAGAGGGAGCCACGGACGCCGCCGCUGCGACGCCUAACUCGGAGUGCCACCUCAAGGGACAAGUUGCCCCCAGCACCCUACCAGGAGAGGCUGCCUGCCCCCAGCACGCCACCGACGCGAGACGCGACAUAACCAAUGGACAACCUCGCCCUCCCGCCGGAGGUCCUCACGCUCACACACCAGCUCGAAGCGGCCAAGCUCGAGGAGGCGACCACGCAGCUCGAGGCGUGCCGCCGCGAGAACGAGCUGCUUAAGGGACGACUAGAGAAGAGCGAGCGCGACACUCAUGAAUUUGUAGCGUUCUUCCAGCGGGAGGUCGGCGGGAAAGAUACACUGCUGAAGAAAGCUCAGAAAAGGGUCGAGGAACUUGAGUUACUCCGAGAAAAGGAAAACAAGGAACAUGACAAAAAGUUCCGGGAGCGGGAGCGGGAGCUCACGACGGAGUUGAACGACCUGAAAGAGUCGUCCUCCAAAGAAAUCACGUUCCUCAAAGAUGAUUUGCGACGCUUCAAGAACUUCAAGAACGCGCGCGACGAGCUCGAGGACGAGAAGAACGAGUGCGAUCUCGGCGUCCCGUCGUGUGGAGGUGCCUUCACUUCAAUACGACUCGUGUCCAUCUCACGAUGACGUGGGUGGUUUAGUUUUCGAGUUUGAAUGCUCCGCGCAGGUUCGCGAGAAAAUUAAGGCAGUCCAUCGAGGAGCGGCAAGAAGAGAGAGAUGCCACGGAACGGGCUCGCAUCCUCGAGAAGGGCGCGCUCCAGAAGGACUACGAGCGUCGAUCGAAGGAGAUCCGUAAGGAAGCUCGGCGCGAGAUGGCGCGCGGUCUGGACGCCGAUACGCUCAAAGUAGUUGCUCAAAAUAAAUCAUUGUCAGAGGAAUUGCAUUUUCAACGAGAGAUGAGUGAAGAUCUGAAACACAAGGAGAGUAAGUGGAAGGCGUUGGCCACGGAGGCGCGGCGAGACGUGGAACUGCUGCGCGAGAGCGAGAAGGAACGAGCCGCGAUAGCUGUGCGCAAGACCAAGGAGGCCAAAGCUAGAGAAGAGAGGAUCACUGCUCUUGAAUCACAACUUAAAGAGUUGAGGAAAAGUACGCAGGCCGAGACGAGUAAAUUGCGACGGAAUCUCGAGAACGCGCUCGAGGAGCAGACGCUCGAUGCGGCGGGUCUGCGGCAGAUGGUGCGCAUCAAGCAGAAGGAGUUGUCUAAAUUACGGAAGGCCGCGGAGACGGUCUUGGAACAAAGAACCGAGGUCGAGCAGUUCUUCCUCGAUGCCCUGGAGAGAGUGAAGGCCGAAGUCACUGCGAAGCGGGAAGCGGCCUACGCGAAGGACGUCCAGGCUUAUCGGACGUCCAUGCGGACGGCGUCCAACGACCCUAGCGGUACGGCGACGUUUCCGAAAAUUCGGGCCCUACAAGCGGGCAAGGACGUCUCGCGGUUUGGUUUAGUGGAGACCGAGCCUCCAAAAAGAUAUGAAGGGCGGGUCCAGCUUUCCGACUUGACGGCUGAAGAUAGGGAACAUGUUCUACGGUUACUCUUCGCGAAGAUCAACGCCGUGCACGGCUCGGUGCAGCCGCGGCCGGAGCACACGAUGGCUGCUGAUGGAACGUUCCUGACAACACCGAUGGUCGCGCUGCCGUCGGCGCCGCCGCCGCCGACGUAAUCAUAGUUUCGGUAGUUACGUGGGCGGGGGGGUAGCGGUAUCGUCGAAACCGC
Molecule: messenger RNA, 1808 nt
Organism: Pelagomonas calceolata
Lineage: Eukaryota; Pelagophyceae; Pelagomonadales; Pelagomonadaceae
Source: the annotation of a GenBank genome assembly